AAAUAGUCGAGCUGCUAUUUCAAGAAGGUCUAAUAAAGGUCCUAUUUGCUACUGAGACUUUUGCUAUGGGACUCAACAUGCCAGCUAGAACCGUAGUAUUUACAGACGUGAAAAAAUUUGAUGGUGAACUUGUUAGAUAUAUAACGUCUGGUGAAUAUAUUCAAAUGUCAGGCCGUGCAGGUCGAAGAGGCAUUGAUACCAGGGGAAUUGUGAUUUUAAUGGCAAGAGAAAAAAUGGCUCCCAACGCUAUUAAAGAAAUGAUUAUGGGUGAAUCAGAUAACCUGACAUCGGCUUUCCAUUUAAAGUAUAAUAUGAUUUUGAAUAUGAUGAGGGUUGAAGGGAUUAGUCCAGAAUAUCUUUUGAAAAAUAGUUUUUAUCAGUUUCAGAAUACUGCUACCUUACCAGGACUUGAAGAAGACCUUCGUCUCGCUGAAUUGGAAUAUUCUAACUCUAUAAUACCUGAUGAAGAUGUCAUUGCUGAAUAUUAUGAUACUCGCAGGCUAUUGGAU
Molecule: messenger RNA, 509 nt
Organism: Racocetra persica
Lineage: Eukaryota; Fungi; Glomeromycota; Glomeromycetes; Diversisporales; Gigasporaceae
Source: the annotation of a GenBank genome assembly